AUGACAGAUUCAAUCAUUAACCAGCCUGCUCUUUACAAUGGAUCACAAGGUUAUCGUGUUCCACUGCUUAUUAACGAUACUCCAAUCUUGAGUGAAUAUGAUACUUCACGACAUCACUCAUUUCAAGGAGGGUAUUUCCAGGGCGCUGAUAUAUCCAACUGCGCAGAUGCUGUGUCGAGUUGCAGUAAAGCAUUUCUGACUUGGUCGACAACUUCUCCAACCCACAGACGCAGUCUUCUCUUACGUCUCGUAGAGGUACUGAAGAGCCACCAGGAUGAAGUCCAAACCAUCAUGAAGUCCGAGAUCUACUGCGAUGAUGAAUGGGCAUCCAUCGGUAUCAGUACCAGCAUCGAUUUAAUAGAGCAGACUGCGUAUCUGCUGACAGCGGGGAGCAUGAGUGGCACCAUCCCGUAUACCAAACCCGAAGGAUCAUACGGUCUGGUGUUUACUCGUCCUUUGGGUGUAGUGCUGGGAAUUGCUCCUUGGAACUCUCCCCUGUUCUUGGCCCUUCGAGCAAUCAUUGCCCCUUUGGCAACUGGAAACACUGUUAUUCUCAAGGGGUCUGAGCUUAGUCCUCGGACACAUCACUUCGUCGCUGGGUUAUUCGCAAAGGCUGGUUUUCCUCCAGGUGUCGUCAAUUUUGUCCUCCACCGACCGGAAGACGCCCCUGAGAUAGUUGGAUAUCUCAUCCGAGACCCGGCUGUCAGAAAGGUCAACUUUACUGGCUCGACACAAGUGGGACGUAGUAUUGCUCAGCAAGCUGGACAGGCUAUCAAGCCGGUCUUGCUAGAGCUUGGUGGGAAGAACUGUUGCAUUGUUCUGAAGGAUGCAGACAUCGGUCGUGCAGCAGGAGCAGCUCUUGCUGGAGCAACACUGAAUGGUGGACAAAUAUGCAUGUCUACAGAUCUUGUCCUCGUGGAAAGGGAUGUGGUAGACGAGUUUCGCGCAGAGCUUACAAAGCAUCUGCGAAGCAGGAACGGGUCGGCAUUUCGACUUGUGGGGCCUAAGAGCCAGUCGAGAGUUCAAGCUUUAAUCUCGGAUGCGGAAGCCAAGGGGUCUUCUGUAAAGUCUUCCGCGGGGCAUCAGGUUGAGUCAAACCUAAUACCAAUCACAAUCCUCGACCAUAUCCACAGCUCUAUGGAUUUCUUCCGGACAGAGACUUUCGGUCCCUGCCUUGGAAUUGUCGCUGUUUCUAAUGCAGACGAGGCGGUCAAAAUUGUCAACGAUAGUGAUUAUGGGUUGUCUGCUGCCAUAUGGACACGAAAUCAGUAUGCAGCAUUGGAAAUGGCGCGUCGUCUUCAAGUUGGAGCGGUACAUAUCAACUCUUCUACAGUUCAUGACGAAGCGACCUUGCCUCAUGGGGGAACUAAGCUGAGUGGAUUUGGAAGGUUUGGUGCGGAAUGGGGGUUGAAGGAAUUUGUUGAGACGCAAACUGUUGUUAUGCACGCAUGA
Messenger RNA from Fusarium redolens, 1452 nucleotides. RefSeq names its product aldehyde dehydrogenase domain-containing protein. The record is from RefSeq and is a predicted model, not a curated record. The transcript is spliced from 4 exons. The coding region runs from base 1 to 1452 and encodes 483 amino acids. Gene Ontology annotation, molecular function: succinate-semialdehyde dehydrogenase (NAD+) activity. Lineage: Eukaryota; Fungi; Ascomycota; Sordariomycetes; Hypocreales; Nectriaceae.